Molecule: messenger RNA, 653 nt
Organism: Suillus plorans
Lineage: Eukaryota; Fungi; Basidiomycota; Agaricomycetes; Boletales; Suillaceae
Exons: 3
Coding region: 117-611 (164 amino acids)
Source: RefSeq, a predicted model, not a curated record
UUCCUCCCGACCCUCGAUCGCGUCCCUUCGCCAUAUUGUCCGUAACCUCGUUGUUGCUGUCCUUCACCCUUACUUUCAACCUGUCCCAACAACUUUGAUCUUCAACCUUCUAGACCAUGGCCGUACACUCUCUUGUCGGAUGGAAACGCUAUGCGUCAAUGGUGCUAGCACCUCUUUUGUUUAGUUCAACUCCGUUACCAUUUUAUGUAUGCGUAUUGCAUAUUGCAGGGCGACUCCAGUCGGGACUGCAAAAAGCUGCCUAUUCUGUCGGUAUGUGUUCCAGGGAACAGACGAAUAAAAUGUUUUUGGCGGUAGCGCGACUAGUAUGCACUCAGCAGAGCCUUUCCUGUGGCGGGAUCCAUUUAUUCGUGCGCGAUGGUUCCGUGUGGGCAGGUCAAGGUACCUUUCAGCCCAGAUUCAUUGAUCCAGGCUCCCAACUGGACGACUCAACUGUUGGUGGGAGUAUGCUCAAACCACUGCAGCUUCAGCAGGCCCGGGCGAUUGAACGUCUGGAAGUAUUCGUUUCACUUCUACCCAGCCUAUUCACAUAUCGGAUCUCUGGGCAAGGAAAAAACCAGCGACUAGGUCUUCGAUCCUCCGUCCAUGACUGAGCGCUCUCACAUAUCAUUGGAAUGCGUUCUUCUUUCACGAGU